AUGAAGGCUCAUCUUGUUCUACUUGCCGCGGGCCUCACAUAUGCCGCUGAAAGAACCCAACAACUUCCUGGCGCCGUGACCGCAACAACUGAUCCGACUCCGAAGGUCGUCUGGGGUUGCGCAAGCGAACUGUGUAUAGCAACUCGAAAAGAACGUCCCACGAGGGGUUUCGCUGUGGACUGCAGCGUGCCACCAAAGAACAAGGUUCCCGCCCAGGGCAAGAAGAAGCGUAACUUCAAAGGGAAGCAGAAGCGUGGAAUCAGACAGUGA
Clonostachys byssicola is the source of this 270-nucleotide messenger RNA. Lineage: Eukaryota; Fungi; Ascomycota; Sordariomycetes; Hypocreales; Bionectriaceae. The record is from the annotation of a GenBank genome assembly.